Molecule: messenger RNA, 1169 nt
Organism: Rana temporaria (common frog)
Lineage: Eukaryota; Metazoa; Chordata; Amphibia; Anura; Ranidae
Gene: ARL6
Product: ADP ribosylation factor like GTPase 6
Exons: 9
Coding region: 160-741 (193 amino acids)
Biological process (GO): vesicle-mediated transport; protein localization to cilium; intracellular protein transport
Cellular component (GO): axoneme; cytoplasm
Molecular function (GO): GTP binding; GTPase activity
Source: RefSeq, a predicted model, not a curated record
GAUUGGUCUGCAGAUGUGGUGGGCGGCGCUGCAACGAGCAGGAAAGUGUUUGUAGUGUUGCCAUAGAACCUGUCGCUUCCGGUUUUCAUUGUUGUGUCCAUCCGCCUGUGUGUGAGAGAAUUACAGAAUCCCUGAGCGCUGAGGUGCAGACUGAGGAUCAUGGGUUUGUUUGACCGGCUGGCAAGUUGGCUGGGACUGAAGAAGAAAGAAGUUCACGUCUUAUGCCUGGGUUUAGACAACAGUGGGAAGACCACCAUUAUCAACAAACUAAAACCCGCUAAUGCCCAGACACAGGAUAUAGUUCCAACCAUUGGAUUCAGCAUAGAGAAAUUCAAGACAUCCAGCUUAUCGUUUACCGUUUUUGACAUGUCUGGACAGGGGAGAUAUAGGAACCUGUGGGAGCACUAUUAUAAAGAAGGCCAGGCAAUUAUUUUUGUCAUUGACAGCAGUGACAAGCUGAGAAUGGUUGUGGCCAAAGAAGAGCUGGAGACCCUUUUAAAUCAUGCAGACAUUAAGCACAGACGGAUACCAAUUUUGUUUUUUGCUAACAAAAUGGACCUGAGAGACUCUCUGUCAUCUGUGAAGGUUUCUCAGUUGCUGUGUUUAGAGAACAUCAAGGACAAGCCGUGGCAUAUUUGUGCAAGUGACGGACUAAAGGGUGAGGGCCUUCAGGAAGGAGUGGACUGGCUACAAGAUCAAAUCACGCAAUCAAAUACAAGCAAUGAAGACCUAAGAAGAUAAAUGAUUCAUGCACCUCGCCACUCCCCACUUGGACCAAAGGAAGUGCUAAUCCACCGUUUACAAGGUCAGAGGAAGGUCCUCCGUUUUAUUUGGCACCUCGGAUAUACUUUUUAAAGCAAAUAGUGAAACAUUAUGCAAAUAAUGAUUAGUAGAAACAUUUAUCCUCUUGCAUUUCUAUGUCUUUUGUUAAACCAGUUAUUUUAAAUUUGUUCAAUAUGUAAAUAAUGCAAAGUAAUGUUGUUUUAACUUAUUAAUUUAUUUACUUUGUUUUAUUUGGAAAGUACUGUAAUAUAUCCAUAUUUUACAAUUUAUACUGUGGCACUGAAAAGAUGUCAUUACAUGUUAAAGCAAUAUUACAAAAUGGAUGAAAAUGUUACGUGGAUUUGUUUUAUUAAAGUCAAAUUCAUUCAAUAAAAUAUUUAAAACCA